AGGCGAUGGAGGACGACGAGGGAGGAGGUGUUGGAGCUUCAAGCACUGUGGUAGGGCUGAUCGAGAAUCGAGCCAAAGAGGUUGGUGUGGCUGCCUUUGACUUGAGGUCGGCCUCACUUCAUCUUUCUCAAUACAUUGAAACUAGCUGCUCAUAUCAAAACACGAAGACCUUGCUACACUUUUACGACCCUAUGGUGAUUAUUGUUCCCCCAGUCAAACUGGCACCAGAUGGUAUGGUUGGAGUGUCAGAGCUGGUGGAUAAAUAUUACACAUCAAACAAGAAGAUCACCAUGUCUCGAGGUUGCUUUGAUGACACAAAGGGUGCUGUGCUUGUUAACAAUUUAGCAGCAAAGAAGCCAUCUGCUCUUGGCCUGGAUACUUACUACAAGCAAUACUAUCUCUGCCUUGCUGCUGCUGCAGCUACUAUCAAAUGGAUUGAGGCAGAAAAAGGCGUGAUUGUUACCAAUCACUCACUGACGGUCACAUUUAAUGGUUCAUUUGACCACAUGAAUAUUGAUGCAACCAGUGUUCGGAAUUUGGAGAUUAUUGACCCAUUACAUAUUGAACUCUGGGGCUCAAGCAACAAGAAGAGAAGCCUAUUCCAUAUGUUGAAAACAACAAAGACAAUUGGCGGAACAAGAUUACUACGUGCCAACUUAUUGCAGCCAUUAAAAGAUAUCAAUACUAUUAAUGCUCGUCUUGAUUGUUUGGAUGAGCUAAUGAGCAAUGAGGAGCUAUUCUUUGGUCUAUCUCAGGGCCUACGUAAAUUUCCAAAAGAAACCGAUAAAGUACUAUGCCAUUUCUGUUUUAAGCCAAAAAAGGUCACAGAUGUGGUUCUAAAGCCAGCCAAUGGUAGAAAGAGUCAAAUGCUAAUAUCAAGCAUCAUCAUUCUCAAAACUGCUUUAGAUGCUCUUCCUUUCCUGUCUAAGGUGCUGAAGGAUGCCAAAAGUUUUCUCCUUUGCAACAUCUAUAGGUCUAUCUGUGAAAAUCCAAAGUAUGAAGAAAUGAGAAAGAGAAUUGCAGGUGUCAUUGAUGAGGAUGUAGUGCAUGCCAGAGUUCCUUUUCUUGCCUACACUCAACAGUGUUUUGCAGUCAAGGCUGGUGUGGAUGGCCUACUUGAUGUUGCUCGGCGUUCUUUUUGUGAUACUAGCGAAGCUAUACAUAACCUUGCAAACAAGUACCGCGAGGAAUAUAAGCUGCCAAACUUGAAGAUACCCUUCAAUAAUAGACAAGGAUUUUACUUUACUAUUCCACAAAAGGAUGUAAACGGAAAACUUCCUGGAAAAUUCAUACAGGUCAUGAAACAUGGGAAAAACAUUCAUUGCUCAACCUUUGAACUCGCAUCUCUAAAUGUUAGAAAUAAGUCUGCAGCAGCUGAAUGCUUUAUGCGCACAGAGAUUUGUCUAGAAGCACUUCUGGAAGUCAUAAGAGAGGAUAUCUCUCCAUUAACAUUGCUUGCGGAGGUCCUGUGCUUGCUAGACAUGAUUGUGAAUUCAUUUGCACAUACAAUAUCCACCAAGCCUGUUGACCGCUAUACAAGACCAGAGUUCACAGAUAAUGGUCCUAUGGCAAUUGAUGCUGGAAGGCAUCCCGUUCUAGAAAGCUUGCAUAGUGAUUUUGUUCCCAACAAUUUGUUUCUUUCUGAUGCAUCAAACAUGAUUGUUGUCAUGGGGCCAAACAUGAGUGGGAAAAGCACUUACCUUCAACAAGUUUGCCUGAUAGUUCUUCUUGCGCAAACUGGUUGUUAUGUUCCUGCUAGAUUUGCCUCUCUGAGGGUGGUUGAUCGCAUGUUUACCCGUAUAGGCACAGGGGACAAUGUUGAAUACAACUCUAGCACUGUAUGUUGCCUUGAAGCUUUAUUUCCAUUUUUCUUGGAGUUCCUAUCUACUUCGAUUCAUUAUUGCUGGAUUUUCAUAGUGAUGUGUGGGUAAUCUCAAUAUUUCCUCAAUUUAUUUCCUUCUUUCUCUAUAUUAGCAAUGCUACUAUUUUUAU
Molecule: messenger RNA, 1992 nt
Organism: Dioscorea cayenensis subsp. rotundata (Guinea yam)
Lineage: Eukaryota; Viridiplantae; Streptophyta; Magnoliopsida; Dioscoreales; Dioscoreaceae
Product: DNA mismatch repair protein MSH4
Exons: 19
Coding region: 6-1931 (641 amino acids)
Biological process (GO): mismatch repair; reciprocal meiotic recombination
Cellular component (GO): nucleus
Molecular function (GO): mismatched DNA binding; ATP-dependent DNA damage sensor activity; ATP binding
Source: RefSeq, a predicted model, not a curated record